Molecule: messenger RNA, 857 nt
Organism: Dioscorea cayenensis subsp. rotundata (Guinea yam)
Lineage: Eukaryota; Viridiplantae; Streptophyta; Magnoliopsida; Dioscoreales; Dioscoreaceae
Product: nifU-like protein 1, chloroplastic
Exons: 3
Coding region: 87-755 (222 amino acids)
Biological process (GO): iron-sulfur cluster assembly
Cellular component (GO): mitochondrion
Molecular function (GO): iron ion binding; iron-sulfur cluster binding
Source: RefSeq, a predicted model, not a curated record
CAAUGCUCUACCCAAAACGUCUGCCACAAUAGAGCUUGAUUAUAAGCUAAGAGUGUUCUCCAGAGAACUUCAUCAGGGCAAAGGCCAUGGCUUCUCUCAGCGCCACAAGCUUCCUGAACCCAAGAGGAAACCCCUCAUAUGCCCAUGCCCCAAUCCCUAAACCCCACCAAUUCCAUCAAUCUCCAUUUGGAAUAAAAAAAACUGGCUCUUUGAUCAGGGUUUUCGUCUCUUCCAGUCCCUUCGAGGCCCUGCAAGCCCCGAAUUCUUCUGGAUCCACGCCUCCCGGCCUGUACUCUGCUAAGGUUUACGAGCUGACAGUGGAGAACGUGAACUUGGUGCUUGAGGAUGUGCGGCCUUAUCUUAUCGCUGACGGUGGCAACGUUGAUGUUGUCUCGGUUGAAGAUGGAGUCGUCUCUCUCCAGCUUCAAGGGGCUUGUGGGAGCUGCCCAAGCUCAACAACCACAAUGAAGAUGGGCAUUGAGAAAGUGCUGAAGGAAAAAUUUGGUGAUGCAGUGAAGGAUAUACAUCAAGUUUCUGAUGACUUAAAUACUGAGACUACAGUAGAGGCUGUGAAUGACCAUUUGGACAUACUGAGACCGGCAAUCAAGAAUUAUGGGGGAAGUGUGCAAGUUAUCCGUGUGGAAGAUGGUGAUUGCUUUGUCAAUUACAUUGGGCCUGACUCCAUUGGAAGUGGCAUUAAAGCUGCUAUUAAGGAAAAGUUUCCAGAUAUCACCGAUGUUCUCUUUACCAGCUAAAAGUUUAACAAAAACAAUGUUACAAUUAAGUGGAUAGUUAUGUGUUUAUCAUUAUUUACCGAAUUUAUUAAUUGUUAUAUAUAGAUAUAUGUUUUUGUGUUG